AGAAAUUCUAUCUUUUUUAUUUUACUAAAUUGUAGUUUUGGAAGUAUAGUAUGUAUUCUAAGUAUUCAGUCUUUAGGCAGAACACCCUUACCUAUUCCUACUCAGAAAUUUAGUGAGGUCUCAAAAAUAGAACAAAGGGAAAAGGAAAGGUUGCAAAAGGAGGAAGAAAAAGACGUAGAAAAAAAAAAAGAAAUCCACUGAAGAAGAUCCUUCCCUUUUUUCCGAAGAAAAGGGUAUUUUGGAAAAAGAAUUGGACUUGAAAGUAAACGAACCGGACUUGGAAGGAUCUGAUUCUGAAUUGGAAAUCCUUGAAAAAUAUGAAAAUAAAGAACAUAUUGUGGCUCUUCUUUUUGAUUAUAAAAGAUGGACUCGGCCAUUUCGCUACAUAAAAAAUAAUAGACUUGAACAAGCGGUAAGAAACGAAAUGGCACAAUAUUUCUUUGACAUACAUAAAAGUGAUGGAAAAGAUAGAAUAUCUUUUACCCAUCCGAUAAGUUUAUCAACGUUUUUUCAAAUAAUCAAAAAAAAGAUACCCCUUUUAUCAUUAGAAAAAGAUAUUUCUAAUAAAUUGGACAAUUUUUGGGUUUCUAGAAACAAACAAAAAUUAAAUUCUAUAAAAAUUGAUUUGUUAAAUCGAAUUAAAAAUCUUGACAAACCAGUAUCAGUCCCAAUACUAGAAAUUGAAACAACCAAAACGCGAUUAUGUAUACACAAUGAUGAGACUAGAAAAGAAUACUUACCAGAAGAGUAUGAUCCCUUGUUAAAUGGGCCC
This is a messenger RNA of Cuscuta epithymum, 772 nucleotides long. The record is from the annotation of a GenBank genome assembly. Lineage: Eukaryota; Viridiplantae; Streptophyta; Magnoliopsida; Solanales; Convolvulaceae.